AAAAAAAAAAGAAGAAGAAGAAAAAAAAGGACUAAAAACGACCUCUCGCCGUUCAGUCCUGUGGGCUCGGGCAAUUAAAAUCGUACAAUAUUUAGUGCAUGUAACUACGGCUUGAAGUUCAUUUCAGGCGAAAAGUUUGAGUGCAGCCAUGUCCGCAGUCAUAAGGAAGAUUAUCAGCACUGCAAAAGCUCCGGCGGCAAUUGGGCCAUAUAGCCAGGCGGUGGUGGUGGAUCGUACCAUGUACGUAUCAGGGCAACUUGGAAUGGACCCUUCCACUGGGCAGCUGGUCAAAGGGGGAGUGCAGGCCGAAGCCAAACAGGCUCUCAUCAAUAUGGGCGAGAUUCUUAAGGCAGCUGGUUGCAACUAUGACAACGUUGUCAAGACGACAGUCCUUCUUGCCGACAUAGGCGACUUCAACAACGUGAAUGAUGUUUACAAGCAGUUUUUCAGCAGAAACUUCCCAGCCCGAGCUGCCUAUCAAGUUGCAGCCCUCCCUAAAGGUGGACUUGUGGAGAUAGAAGCAGUUGCUGUGCUGGGUCCCAUCACAGAUUCCUCCUGACUACCCGCCCAGAACCUAAACAAACUGUAGCCACCAUCUACAGGAACCAGCUGCGGAGCCUACUGGAGAGGCCUGGGUUGGAUGGCGUAUCUCCUUCUGGCGCAUUGUGAGGGCUCCUAAACUCACACGUCUGUAGAUGUCCACGCACAUCGAUGCCUGUAGAGAUCAGGCUUGACACAAUGAUCAGUUUAAGUUAGUUUUGCAUGAUUCUGUUCUGCGUUGUUCUAGCUGUAACUUCACUCAAUUUGAGGGAUCAGAAUUUCAGUUUUGAGACCACAUCUCCAAUGCUUCCACCUGAUCUGCACUCCUUCUUCAGGUUGAGCUGUUUCUGUGCUUUAUACCUGUUUAAUUUGUGUUAUACAGACUAUACUUGAUCACGCUGAUGUCCCAGCUAUGGCUUAAUAGCAGAAUGGUCCCUCUAACGUCCUAUUCACCAUUUCUCUGGCCAUCAGCUCUCUGUGCCUCACAGCCUCACUGACGAAAGAAAAAAAUCUCUUUUCUAACCAAUUAAAAUGAUGUAAUUGUAAGAAUUCUA
This is a messenger RNA of Paramormyrops kingsleyae, 1094 nucleotides long. It is a transcript of the gene rida, whose product is annotated as reactive intermediate imine deaminase A. NCBI's taxonomy places the organism in Eukaryota, Metazoa, Chordata, Actinopteri, Osteoglossiformes, Mormyridae. Gene Ontology annotation, molecular function: deaminase activity. The record is from RefSeq and is a predicted model, not a curated record. Gene Ontology annotation, cellular component: cytosol; mitochondrion.